This is a messenger RNA of Kogia breviceps (pygmy sperm whale), 1945 nucleotides long. It is a transcript of the gene CCIN, whose product is annotated as calicin. The record is from RefSeq and is a predicted model, not a curated record. Lineage: Eukaryota; Metazoa; Chordata; Mammalia; Artiodactyla; Physeteridae. Gene Ontology annotation, molecular function: protein binding.
GACCAUCAGUCUGAAUCCCAAAGGCCUGAGAAAGUCUGUUCUCCAGUACCUGCUGCUGAUCUUCUGCCUCAGCCAGCAAGAAGCACCAUGAAAUUGGAAUUCACUGAGAAAAACUACAACAGCUUCGUGCUGCAGAACCUGAACAAACAGAGAAAACGCAAAGAGUACUGGGACAUGGCCCUGACUGUGGACCACCAUGUCUUCUUUGCACAUCGUAAUGUGCUGGCCGCGGUCUCUCCACUGGUGAAGAGUCUCAUCUCCAACCACGACAUGAAGACCACUGAUGAGCUCUUCAUCACCAUUGACCCCAACUACCUGAGUCCGACCACAGUGGACCAGCUCCUGGACUACUUCUACAGCGGAAAGGUGGUCAUCUCAGAGCAGAAUGUGGAGGAGCUGCUUCGUGGGGCCCAGUAUUUCAACACACCACGCCUUCGAAUUCACUGCAGUGACUUCCUGAUUAAGUCCAUCUGCCAUGCCAACUGCUUGCGCUACCUCUUCUUGGCUGAGUUGUUUGAGCUCAAAGAGGUAUCAGACUUGGCCUACUCUGGCAUUCGUGACAACUUCCACUACUGGGCCAGUCCUGAGGCCUCCAUGCACUUCAAGCGCUGUCCACCUGUCAUCUUCGGCCGCCUGCUCCGAGAUGAAAACUUGCAUGUGCUCAAUGAGGACCAGGCUCUCAAUGCACUCAUCAAUUGGGUAUACUUCCGGAAGGAUGAGCGGGAGAAGUAUUUCAAGAAGUUCUUCAAUUACAUCAAUCUUAAUGCUGUCUCCAACAAGACACUGAUGUAUGCCAGCAACAAGCUGAUGGGCAUGGAGAACAGCUCAGCCCACGCAACCCUGAUUGAGAGUGUCCUUGUGGACCGCAGGCAGGAGAGGCCAACCAGCCUGCUGAGCUACCAGCGGAAAGGGGCCCUGCUCGAUUCGGUGGUCAUCCUAGGUGGCCAAAAGGCCCACGGCAAGUUCAACGAUGGAGUGUUUGCUUAUAUCAUUCAGGAGAACCUGUGGUUGAAGCUCUCAGAGAUGCCCUAUCGUGCAGCAGCUCUCAGUGCCACCUCUGCCGGUCGCUACAUCUACAUCUCUGGUGGUACCACUGAGCAGAUUUCAGGGCUGAAGACGGCUUGGCGGUAUGACAUGGAUGACAACUCCUGGACCAAGUUGCCCGAUCUGCCAGUUGGGCUUGUCUUCCACACCAUGGUGACCUGCGGGGGGACAGUGUACUCAGUGGGUGGGAGCAUUGCCCCGAGGAGGUACGUCUCUAACAUCUAUCGCUAUGAUGAGCGCAAGGAGGCCUGGUGCCUGGCAGGGAAGAUGAGCAUCCCUAUGGACGGCACAGCCGUGAUCACCAAGGGUGACUGGAACCUGUACAUUGUCACCGGGCGGUGCUUGGUUAAGGGCUACAUCUCCCGGGUCGGGGUGAUGGACUGCUUUGACACCAACACUGGGGACGUGGUCCAGUGUAUCACCUUUCCCAUUGAGUUCAACCACCGGCCCCUGCUCUCUUUUCGUCAGGACAACAUCCUCUGCGUGUACAGCCACCGGCAGAGUGUGGAAAUCAACCUGCAGAAGAUAAAGGCCAACAAGAUGACUACCUCAGUGCCUCUCUUGCCCAACAACUGCCCCUUGGAUGUGUCCCAUGCUAUAUGCUCCAUUGGAGACAACAAGGUGUUUGUAUGUGGAGGUGUCAGCACAGCCAGUGAUGUCCAGACAAAGGACUACACCAUCAAUCCAAACGCCUACAUGCUGGACCAAAACGCAGGCGAGUGGAAGACCCUGGCCCCCCCACCAGAGGCACUGGACUGUCCUGCCUGCUGUCUAGCCAAGCUACCUUGCAAGAUUCUUCAAAGGAUUUAAACGGCUUUUUAAGUGGGAGAAUAAGUAAAUGCAUUAUUAUUCACAAUUUAAUGAGAGAGAGAAAAAGAAGAAGAUGGCCUGUUGGUUCCUU